Micropterus dolomieu (smallmouth bass) is the source of this 618-nucleotide messenger RNA. RefSeq names its product cysteine sulfinic acid decarboxylase (gene csad). NCBI's taxonomy places the organism in Eukaryota, Metazoa, Chordata, Actinopteri, Centrarchiformes, Centrarchidae. Gene Ontology annotation, cellular component: cytoplasm. Gene Ontology annotation, molecular function: sulfinoalanine decarboxylase activity. The record is from RefSeq and is a predicted model, not a curated record.
AUGGAAUUACCCCACAUUAGCUGGCAGUUAAAGGAACAAGCUCAUCUCCAUGACCUGAAUGAGCCUCUUACUGACCACUCAGAGGGCCAGCUCUUCUUAAAUUAAGCCAUUAUUAUGAUCUUGCUCUGCAAGGGCACAGGUGUCAAACAAAAGGUUUGUGAGUGGAAAUGGCCGGAGGAGCUGACUCUGCUCCUUUUCCUUUCAUUCCUUUAUAAUAUCAUAUGCUUUGUGGCCCCGUUGUUUGCGCUGACGAAGACUGAGGUCCAGAGAGGGCUGUGGCAGCAGAUUGGCUGGACAGAAGGUGAUGUAUGUUUCUGCCCUGGAUAUCUGGUGGAGCAGAUGAAGGAAAGAGAAGGGUUUCAUCCUUUGCAAGAGCCAAUUUGGAAUGUAUGCUUCUGAUUUAUACCACCCAGUAUGAGGGUGGAGGACGGAAAUGUAGAUUACCAGGACACACAGGCAAAUCUAGCUCCAGUCAUCAAGGAACUCAUGAUGAAACAAGGCAAGGGCUACCAACAUUUGGGAAACAAAGUCAACUUUUCCUGCGUUGUUGUUUUUUUUUUCCCAAAAGAUAUGGACUUCUUACUUGAUGAAAUUGAAAGACUGGGAAACGAUUUGUGA